CGUACCCUUGUCCAGUUCCCCCAUCAUCCUACUCAUUCCCUAGGCCUCUUACUCCUCCUUCACUCACUCACUCCAAACUACCGCACGUAUCCACGCCAUGCGUGCCUACUACUACGACAACCUUGAGGGCGACCAGCGUCUCCUACACGAUAGCCCGCCCUCCACGCCCGUAUCCCCGGAGCGACUGAAGGAGCUGAACGUCUACUACAAGAGGAUACCCGUCUCCGAGCACGAGAGGGAGAUACCAAAGAUCAUGGCUGAGCGUGGGUACAAGAAUAUGGAUAAGAUCCAUGUGUCGAAGGAGGGGUUGGGGGAGGUAUACGAGGCGAAGAUCAAAGCAUUUUUCGACGAACACUUGCACGAAGACGAGGAGAUCCGGUACAUUUUGUCCGGCGCAGGAUUCUUCGACGUGCGAGAGAGCCCAAGUGACAAUUGGAUUCGUCUCGCAGUCGAGCCGGGCGAUCUGCUCAUCAUCCCGGCCGGCAUCUACCACCGCUUCACUACAGACGUCAAGGACGAUAUUCAGGCCUUACGGCUGUUCCAGGAUGCCCCGAAGUGGAUAGCAAUCAACAGGUCGCCAGAGACGGAGAAGAAUGAACAUCGCAUCGGGUACCUUCAAAGCAUCGGAGUUGCGACCGCUGCUGCGUGAAUCGAGUGAUCAUCUUCCUAUAUAUUCGUCGUGUCUACAGCUUCUGUACGAAACCGACUUGAAUACGCGUAUCCCGAUGUAUCUGUAGGCGAAUAUAUGUGCUUGUACUC
Molecule: messenger RNA, 759 nt
Organism: Schizophyllum commune H4-8
Lineage: Eukaryota; Fungi; Basidiomycota; Agaricomycetes; Agaricales; Schizophyllaceae
Product: Acireductone dioxygenase
Exons: 5
Coding region: 98-649 (183 amino acids)
Molecular function (GO): acireductone dioxygenase [iron(II)-requiring] activity
Source: RefSeq, a predicted model, not a curated record